AGUUCAUGACCAAAAAAGCUAUAUUUAUAUAUGUGAUGUCUGCCAGUCUUUCUCUAUGGAAUCAUAAUUAAGUGUGAAUUUAUAGGUAAGCGUAAUAAAGUGUUUUAAGUGUUUCCCAGCGAGAUAUAUUCAGUUGCUGGCCACUGCAAGGCCAUUGGCCCAACAGUCUCCGCUGCUGCCCCUGGGCGUUAAUACCUUUGACCUGCUGAUCCAGCUGGCGAGGGGGGGCGUACACCCCUAACUACAGCCUGCAGUCACCCUCCUCACUUGUGCCUUCCUGAAGAAGGCAGGGCAGCCACCAAGCCUGCGGUUGGCUCACAGGAAGCCCCCAGAGCAUAAAAGUGAUGAUGCAGGGGCAUCAUUGCAGCCCUAGAGAGGAAGAGGAACAUGGCUGAAGACUUGGUUAAAAGAUUAGUCAAAUAUAGUGUUGAAACAGAUCUUUAAAGUGUUCACAGCAAUUCGGCUUUCAUUUGUAAACAAAGAGCAGACAGCUAGGAAGAUGACACCAGCAGCGGCAGGCGGCGACAGGCGGUGUGACAUCGGAGGUGUGACAUGUGCUGCGUGUCACGCAACCAAACUCAAGUGGAACAUGCACUGUUACAUGUACCAGAUUAUCGGACACGCCUAACAAGUGUGGCGCCAUUCGUAAAGCAACAAAACUGCUUGUCUUGAAAGAAAGUCCAGUGACAGAGACAACCUUGGCCAGUGUUGUGUUCGCUUCCUGACAGGGCGGGGAUUGUGACCAGGAAUUUGUCCAGCUUCCUCUUUGCCUUGGAAAGUGCAUUCCUGGCUGAGUGUGGUGCGUGUGCCUGCUUCUUGUGUGGUGGUGCUGCUGCUGCGUGAAGCCUCUGCCGUGGGAACCCACCACAAAUAGCUAAUGGAUUCUGUAUGACGGGAUCAGCAGCAGACAGAAUUCCAGUGAUGUAUUAACAUGCCUAGGGACAGCCUUGGGGGCAUCCAUUACUGGCAGAAGCCCGAGUGUGCUGAGUGAUGGGGCGGCAUGACCUUGCACAUCAGAGGGUCAGGCAGUGCAGUGCAGACUCCAAGGCUCCCCGAGUGUACAGCAUUGUUGUGUGUGUGGAUGGGGUGUGUGUGCCAGACUCCUCACACUCUGUAUUGUAUCGCUGGGCAAGGUCACCUACUAUUGAGACAGUAGCUCUUCUUUGGUCAUUGCCAGGCUCUCUUUUGGAUCUUCAUGGCAGUUUCCACAACAGCAAACACUGCAAGCUUGACCACACUGAUCUUGUCUCCAGUGAAGCUAAGAGUGGGAAUGUUUUUACCAAGGCCUUUGUUGGAGGCGUCCCCUGUGAUAUAGUGGAUGACAACCUGGAGCUCUGUGACACACUGACAAGGGAGAAGGUUACUUGUCGCUCCAAGGCUAAGCUGGUCGGCCCCAUGAAUGUCACUGUCUGCGUUACCGGAAGAGGCGCGUCUGAAGUGACCAAGAUAGGAAGGUACUUGGACUCCCAGGACAGGCUGUACCAGUUCCUCACAUAUGCUGUUGUAUGGAGGUGUGUCUUACCUCAAGGAAUAAUGGCAUCAUACUAAGAAGCGCAGUGAAUCCUGCAGUUGUCACCAGGUUUGGUUUACAACCAACUGCAAGUUUGUUUUGGUACAUGAAAUGUAAGAGUCAUCACCUAAUUUCUUCCUGACUGGUGUUAUUUUAUGUGAAUUACUAGCCAUCACUAGCAGACCUCUUGGGUGGUUUCCAAGACCCCAGCUUGGCCUUCAAGACACUUAACCAUACCAGGGUCUUCCUCCAGCAGCUCACCAGAAUAUAACUGGAUAACUUGCCUGCUGCCAGUACCUCCAGGCCUCUAGAGGUUGUGGCACCACAGCCUGCACAGCCCCUCAAAUCCCCAACAAGAACAAGAACACAACAGGAUAGUGGGAGUGAUGGCUUCAAGACACACUGCCACUGUACAGGGCAGCUGUUACUCUUGUACAUCAUGUGCUGCUUACAAGACUGUGCCUAAAAAUCUGAGAGGAAAAAGUAAAAGCUCACAGGACUGGUUGACGAGACAGCUAAAUGACCCUUAUGUGAAGUUGACCAAGCAACAUCAGCGCAGGCAUUGUCCAUGAUGCUUCCUGUGUUGUGGUUCCAUCAUGGCAGGCAUGGAAGUGCCUCUCACUGCAUCACCGCCUCAUGAUCAUUGAGAGCAUGGACACAGACACUGAGGCCCUAGUGGGUACGUGGACCUCCUCAAUGGACAGAUGGACAGAGGCUGGUGUGCUGGCUACAUGUAUCAGGAGCAAAUCUCAACCUUCUUCUCCGUUGUGGCAACAGGGAUGACAUAUGAGAUGGCCAUGACCAGCACACCCCUUCAGGAGCUGCAUCUCUAACCUAACCUCACCACACUGACCCUCCACUCACAUCACAUCUUCAGGUGCUGCGUCUGCACCUGCCACACAGUCCAUCCUCUGAGGCCGUUGUCUUGCUCAUCUUCCCAAAGCCUCAGCGUUAUGACACCUAUGUGGAUGGUGUCUUUGUUCCCCCAGCCAACCUCAACACCUCUGCAGCC
Molecule: messenger RNA, 2522 nt
Organism: Scylla paramamosain (green mud crab)
Lineage: Eukaryota; Metazoa; Arthropoda; Malacostraca; Decapoda; Portunidae
Product: fibrocystin-L-like
Exons: 11
Coding region: 991-1548 (185 amino acids)
Source: RefSeq, a predicted model, not a curated record